AUGACCCCAAAUCUUGAGCGCUUCCUGAAUACGAGCGCCUUCUUCAUAUUCGCCCUUGUCUUGCUAGCAUUCAUACUCCUUACCCCCGUCGACGCCGUCUACCAAUGUUACACAACCAACCGGCUCACCAAUAUUUUCUUUAUAACCGGCGCUUAUGUCGUCACUUUCCUCCUUGCAGUUCUCAUCUAUGCGACUCGAAUAUACACGAACCGAAGUGCCGUCGCCGGCAUCCCAAAGGCAUGGAUCCCCGUGGAGAAAGAAGACUUAAGCAAGAGCGUACGACGCCUGGUGAAAGAUGGACUAGCUCGCAGCGCCGUAGUGUCGUAUCAGGCUCGGCCCCGAGACACAUCGGGAGAACAAGAUAGCUUCCCGGACCACGAAUCUCUUCUCAUUGAUUCUCAACGACCACCAUGGGGGCGCGUGGAGCACCCCGGCUGGUCGUCACCCGCUUCUCCCGACCUCCCAGAUCUACCCUACCGCACUGUCAUCCAGGAACUGCCAAACUUGAUUGAGGCGAAAGCGGUAUCGCUGGCACCUGCAACCACUCUAUCGCCCACCAUUUCGGAUACAUUUGGCGCGCAUGAUGACCUGGGUACCCAGCCCUUGCCAGAUAUGCGGGCGGUGGAAGUGCUACGCCGCCCUGCCUCCAUGGGACUACGACAAUAUAUCCGACAUCUCACAUCACUGGGCGCGAUUCAGCCACCAGAACUAGGUGCAGAUUUUCUAGCGCUUUAUGAGCGAGCAAGAUUUUCUUCCCACCAGCUGCAUGAAGCUGAAUUCCGCGACCUAAUGCAUUUGUUUGCUGAAAUAUUAAGAGGGAUGACAUCACUCGCAUCGCCUAUCAUAGAUGAUAUCCACAGCGUAAGCGACCAUCGCACAGAUACUGAGUCUGUUAUUGGGCCCUCGGAUGAAGAAGGAGAGACGGAUACAGUGGACCACUUCGGGUACGAUGGGUCAUUGAUACCGAUGCGGAGUAACAGCCUUCGCCCAUCUAAUGCAUCAACCUGGGAGACCCAAUCAGGAUAUGAUACCGCGCCCGGGGUUCAAAGCCCGUAUCCUGGGAUAUCACAGGAGAGCGGGUCAUAUUUUGGGCCGGAACUUCGCACACCGUCUACUCGAUCAUUGCGACGCAUACAGUCCGGCGAAUCCGGCAGCUCUGGGGGCAGUGUGAUUCGGCUUGCUCAGCCACAGGAUCGGGGGAAUUUGCCGUAUACAAUUACCUACGCCGGUCGUAGGAACCUCUGA
Molecule: messenger RNA, 1245 nt
Organism: Penicillium angulare
Lineage: Eukaryota; Fungi; Ascomycota; Eurotiomycetes; Eurotiales; Aspergillaceae
Product: DUF4129 domain-containing protein
Exons: 1
Coding region: 1-1245 (414 amino acids)
Source: RefSeq, a predicted model, not a curated record